CGCUCAUUUAGCUGCUGUCAAAGCGCGCGGCCCGGGCACGCUCUGGUAACUUUUCCCAGUACAGCUUCAACCAAAGUAAGCUCAAACAACUGGUUUCUAUUCUUCGCUGCGCUCGCGGAUGACAGCAAAAAAGGCGAAAAGGGGAAGUGAGGAGCAAGUUUACCUCUGAGUGGAUUUCAUCCUGAGCACCUUUUCAUCUCCCUCCGUGUCUUUCACUCUUCAUCUGUCUCUUCCUCGGAGGUUUAGCUGCGCGCGGGCCAGCCUGAAUGUUUCUGUGUUUUUGACUGAGAAGUGUUGUCCUACAAAGACGAGGUGAAUGUACAGCAUCAUGAUGGAAACGGACUUACAUUCCCCCGUGGUGCCCCAGACCAACCCAUCCAACCCGGGGGGACACGCGGGAGGAGGAGGCGGGGGGCCCGGCGGUAAGGUCCCCCAGGACAGAAUCAAGAGACCCAUGAACGCCUUCAUGGUGUGGUCCCGGGGCCAGCGGAGGAAAAUGGCACAGGAGAACCCCAAGAUGCACAACUCGGAGAUCAGCAAGCGGCUGGGUGCAGAGUGGAAGGUGAUGACCGAGGCGGAGAAGAGACCAUUCAUCGACGAGGCGAAGCGGCUCCGGGCCAUGCACAUGAAGGAACACCCGGACUACAAGUACCGGCCGCGGAGGAAGACCAAGACGCUGCUGAAGAAGGACAAGUACUCUCUGGCCGGCGGGCUCCUCGGCUCACCUGCGGGUGUCGGGAUGGGCGGCGGGCAGCGGCUGGAGAGCCCUGGUGGGGGGCACGCGGGGGCAAAUGCGGGCUACGCCACGCACGUGAACGGCUGGGCAAACGGCACAUACUCGGGCCAGGUGGCGGCUGCAGCGGCGGCGGCUCACGCGAUGAUGCAGGAGGCGCAGCUGGCGUACACGCAACACCCAGGCACCGCAGCUCACCCGCACCACCCGCACCCGCAUCACCACCCGCAUCACCACCCGCACAACCCGCAGCCCGUGCACAGGUAUGACAUGAGCGCCUUAUCUUACAGCCCCAUCUCAAACUCUCAGAGCUACAUGAGCGCUUCUCCGCCGGGCUACGGCGGGAUCACCGGCUACACUCACCAGCACCAAAGCUCCGGUGUCUCCCCAGUGUCCGGGGCGAUCGGAGGGACUUUGGGGUCCCUUGUGAAAUCUGAGCCUAGCGUGAGCCCCCCGGUUUCCACCGCACGCGCACCACCGCCGUGCCCUACGGGGGACCUGCGGGACAUGAUCAGCAUGUAUCUGCCGACCGGAGAGGCGGCGGGGGAGUCCCCCGUUCAUAGCAGACUGCACGUGCUCCACCCGCAGCACUACCAGAGCAGCGGCUCCACUCCGGUAAACGGGACGGUUCCCCUGACUCAUAUUUAAAUCUCUAAAUGUACUAUAAGCACUACAAACCACAACCAAAUAUUUAAAAACUUAGAUGUGGGCGCAGGCUGCUGAUGAAUUGUAAAUUAUAGGCGGUUAUAGCCAUAAAAAUGCAAUCACUUUGAACAAACUUUUUUAUUGUUAUUUUUAUUUUCUCUCAGUGAUGGAUUUAUGUCUGUCCGAGCUAAAGGAAAGCGCAUCCGAUUUACUUUUGCUCUCUGGAACAGAGCAUGCCAAGUUUUGACACGAUUUAAAUUAUAAUCCGUGAAGGCUGGUGCAUUUUGAAGGUUAUUUUUUUCCGACUUUUUCUGUGGAAUUAAAAGGCACCAGCGGUGUGUUUGAGGGAUCCUGAAAACCUGUUUAAAGAGGGAACCGUAUAAUAAAUGGAGGGCGGUGUGGAAGAUGUGUUUUAAAAAAAAAAAAAGUUUCUAGGCUGCAAUUUAAAUUGAUUUCCAGUUUUAAUGCUUGUAAACAUGUGAGUCAGUCGGUGUAAUUUGAAUUUGUUUUUGUUGUUGUAAAAUCUUGUAAAUUGUGAAUAAAUAGGCCUACUGAAAACGCUUUAAUGCAAGUGUACAUAAUUUACAAUAUACUAAGCUUCUUUUUCGGGUUCAAACAAUUUUUGCGCUGAGUUUAACACAUUAAAAGUGUGAGGUUUGUUGGUUUGUUUUAUAUUUGCAGGUGGUUUAAAAGGCUCAUGGAAACUGUACUUCCGAUAGUUGUUUACAUUUAAUACAUUUCUAAAAUAUAUUUAAAAAUGCUGACAAGCUUAUUGCAUCACGCGGGUUUAAUGAAAUCGUAGCAAAAAAUCUGGUCAAAUUGUAAAUGACAAAUAAUAAUAAUAACAGUAAUAAUAAUAAGAACAUUACAGGCAGAUAUGUUUUCUAGGUGAUGCCCUUUUUAUUUAUCGGUCAGGCUCUUAAUUAAUUAUUUCUCCUAUAAAAAUAGCCUAACUGAAACAUUAUAUUUAUCUUUUUUCCCCUAAUGGAUAGAAAUGUUAAACCUUCUAAUUACCCUCUUUUUAGUUUACAUAAAUCUUAAUAAUAGGCAUUUCAUCAACAUAAAUUCACGUUGGACAUCAGAAUGGGUGAUGUGUAAGAAUAUGGUCUUUUAAUUGGGAAAAGUAUAUGAAACAGACUACAUUUUUUCCUGUAAUUAUUUUUUGUUUUUUGAUAUUUAUAUUUAAGUUUUCUGUCCACAAUAUCCAUGAUAUCUGUAAUUGUAGAAUUAUGUUUAUCAGAUAUAAGAUUAAUACAUUCAGUUUAUCUGACAGCCUGUCACUUACAGCUUGCACUAACACUUGUUGGCUGAGGAUUUUCUCCACAGAGAGAGGAAGCUAGAAAAUAUAUGCCUAAUAAUGUCCGAUUUUUUGCAUAAAAUGGGGCCACAUUUUAAAUCUACACUCUCAUGGUUAUUAUUCAUUAAUGCCACAUGCAACAAAGAAGAAGGAAACAAGAAACAAAACUGAUAACAGGGAUAAAUUCCAUUUUCAUGAAUUAUGUUUUGUUAUAUAUUGAAUUCCUGUUUCUCUCUCUGUUUCUUGCAUUCUUGCAAAUGUGAAAAUGUAUUGAAGAUUUUUCUUUCAAAAGCUAAAUAGCCUUUUCUAUGAGCCAGCUGCAAAUAUGGAAUCAUCUACGUGAUAAGAAGGCUUCUGUGUUGUCUUAUCACAGUUAACUUAUUAUUUUUGCAGAAAUUCUAGCACAAUUAUUCAUCAACUUGAUUAUGCAUCAUCUGAAAUUUACUUCAGAUCCACUUCCACAUGUUGAUGUUAUGGGUCUGUCUGUAUAUUAGUGCACUCACAGGCCAGUAAGUUUCUUUUUUAUUUACCUGCCUCAGGGUCAUGACCUCAGUGAUUUAGAUCUCAAGCAAAAGUAAAUCCGACAACAACAGUAUCCGCCGGUCAAUGGCCUCGACUGGGCCCACUUCAACUGUGCCUCCACCUCACGGGUCCUCCAACCCUGCCCCGUUCCUCUCCCUCAGCAUCAAACGCCUGCACCUAUGUGUGUGCAAGUCUCCUGGUUGUUAAAUUAUUUCCUUCUUUAAAUUUGAUGGCUGAAUCACUGGAGGCCCUGGGGUAGGAUGGGGCAAGGAGGGAGGAAUGAAUGAGAGGAGGAGGAGGAGGGAGAAGGCGAGGAGAGGAGGUUUUUGUGUUGGAGGAGAAUGGGGAUUAGUCCUGGUGUAAGCUGGGGCAGCCCGGGGGUCACCCCUAACAAAAAGCCCGGCAAACAACACCCCUGGUUUUAUCAGACUAAUUCCCACUCGGGUCUGGACUUAAAAACAAGAGGGCAACGUGGAUGCAAAUCAAAUAUAAUAAAGCUGUUUCCAUGGAUGUCAGCUGUUUAAACUGAAGGUAUUUAUUAGCCCUGAAUGAUCCCUGUGGGAUUUAUUAUAGUUAAAUUCAGAUUGCUUUUAUUUUUGGGGAUUGUUUUUGCUCUUAAAAAUUGGAUUGAUACUCCCUUAAUACAUAAAAAUAUAACAUAUACAUUUAAAUUAAAGCCAACAAACGUGUACAGUUCUGAGGAUGGGGUCAUUUUAAAGAAACAAUGCAUAAAUAUGUUUUUGUAAUUUGUGGAGGUUGUUUAAAAAAGACACAUUUCACCACCUUUUUAACUGCAUUUUACUACUGCAUGACU
Messenger RNA from Epinephelus moara (kelp grouper), 4011 nucleotides. RefSeq names its product transcription factor Sox-1a-like. The transcript has a single exon. NCBI's taxonomy places the organism in Eukaryota, Metazoa, Chordata, Actinopteri, Perciformes, Serranidae. The record is from RefSeq and is a predicted model, not a curated record. Gene Ontology annotation, molecular function: RNA polymerase II cis-regulatory region sequence-specific DNA binding; DNA-binding transcription factor activity, RNA polymerase II-specific. Gene Ontology annotation, biological process: regulation of DNA-templated transcription; anatomical structure morphogenesis; cell differentiation. Bases 317 to 1381 code for a protein of 354 amino acids.